GUUUCAUACAAAUGUCGGUGGAGUCGAAUCCAUUGUUUGUAAUCGAAACAAAAUGUUUGUGUUUGGUAUUUAAAAUUCAUAUCGACAAAAAUUAGUGUAAAUUUUGAUGUAUUGUUAAUAUUAAUGAGUGUUCAUAUCGAAAGUCAUUGUCAUUGACUCAAAAAUGCAUAUUAAGCAGAUUAUAAUCCAAGGAUUCAAAAGUUAUCGCGAACAAACGGUGGUGGAACCGUUCGAUAAGCGACACAAUGUGGUCGUUGGUCGAAAUGGUUCGGGCAAAAGUAAUUUCUUCUUUGCAAUUCAAUUUGUGCUCAGCGAUGAAUUCACCCACUUAAGACCCGAACAACGUCAAGCACUCUUGCACGAAGGUACUGGCACCCGUGUUCUAUCCGCCUACGUUGAAAUUAUUUUUGACAAUUCGGAUAAUCGAAUUCCGAUCGACAAAGAUGAAAUCUUUUUGCGUCGUGUAAUUGGUGCCAAAAAAGAUCAAUAUUUCUUGAAUAAAAAAGUGGUUCCACGUACCGAAGUUGUGAAUUUACUCGAAUCGGCUGGUUUUUCCAAUUCAAAUCCAUACUAUAUUGUGAAACAAGGUAAAAUCAAUCAAAUGGCAACCGCACCGGAUGCACAUCGAUUGAAAUUAUUGCGUGAAGUGGCCGGUACUCGGGUUUAUGAUGAACGAAAAGAAGAAUCGAUGAACAUUCUCAAAGAGACCGAAGGUAAAGUGGAAAAAAUCAAAGAAUUUCUGCACACAAUCGAAGAGAGAUUGGCCACAUUGGAGGAGGAAAAAGAAGAGCUCAAAGAAUAUCAAAAAUGGGACAAGGCUCGACGAAGUUUGGAAUAUAUUAUUCACGAAACUGAAUUGAAAGAUACGAAAAAGGCUCUCGACGAAUUGGAAAACCAACGGAAAACAUCUGGUGACAAACAAAAGGAAUUUAAUAAAGAAAUUCAAGAGGCUCAAGAUAAAUUGAAAGCGAUUCACAAGAGCUUGAAAGAGGCACGCAAAGAUGUGACAAUUUUAAAAGAUGAAAAAUCCGUUCUGAUGACCGAACAACAGCAAUUGCUGCGUGAAAAAACGAAACUUGAUUUGACAAUCGGAGAUUUGACCGAUGAAGUUCAGGGCGAUAAUAAGUCAAAGGAACGUGCCGAACAGGAAUUGGAACGAUUGAAAGUUACAAUUGCCGAAAAAGAAAAAGAACUGGACGAAGUUCGGCCGCGUUAUGAAGCAAUGAAACAGCGUGAAGAAGAUUUAUCACGUGAUCUUGGAUUGAAAGAACAAAAACGAAAAGAAUUGUAUGCAAAACAAGGGCGUGGCUCACAGUUUAAAUCGAAAGAAGAUCGUGACAAAUGGAUCCAAACUGAAUUAAAAUCGUUGGCAAAGCAAAUCAAAGAUAAAAUUGCCCAUCAAAAUAAAUUGCAAGACGAUUUGAAACGGGAUGCAGCCAAACAAACCGAGUUGGAGAAGAAAAUUGAAGAGCAUACGGCCGAAGUGGAAUCGAUGCGUAUACAAAUCGAUCAAUUUUACAAAGAAUCAUAUGAAUUGAAAAAGAAAAAGGAUGCAUUACAAACAGCAAGAAACGAUUUAUGGCGCAAAGAAACCCAAAUGACACAAACGCUGUCAGCGAACAAAGAAGAGUUGGGCAAAGCCGAUACGGCACUUCGUUCAAUGGCUGGCCGGCCAAUUUUAAAUGGUCGUGAUUCCGUUCGUAAAGUAUUGGAUUUGUUUUUGGAGUCAGGUGGUCCAGAAGCUGAGAUAGCCAAAGCCUAUUACGGUCCAGUCAUUGAGAAUUUUAGUUGUGAAAAAGCCAUUUACACGGCCGUCGAAGUGACAGCCGGUAAUCGUCUAUUCCAUCACAUUGUUGAGUCCGAUCGUGUUGGCACACAAAUACUCAAAGAAAUGAACAAAUUGAAAUUGCCGGGUGAAGUGACAUUCAUGCCGCUCAAUCGUUUACAAGUCAAAGUGCAUGACUAUCCCGAUAAUCCCGAUUCGAUUCCAAUGAUAUCGAAAUUGCGUUACGAAGAACAAUACGAUAAAGCGCUUCGAUAUAUAUUCGGUAAAACAUUAAUAUGCCGUAAUUUGGAGCGUGCCACCGAAUUGGCAAAGAGCACCGGUUUGGAUUGUGUAACAUUAGAAGGUGAUCAAGUAUCAUCGAAAGGUUGUUUGACCGGUGGUUAUUUCAAUACGUCGCGUUCACGUCUUGAAAUUCAAAAGAAGAGAACCGAAUUCAUGGAUUUGAUCAAAGGAUUUGAAGAGGAGCUUACAUCCAUUCGAAAUGAAUUACGAACAACCGAAACUAAUAUUAACAAUUUGGUGUCAGAAAUGCAAAAAAUUGAAACAAAGCAAGGAAAAUCGCAAGAUAUAUUCGACAAAGUGCAGGCUGACAUUCGUUUGAUGAAAGAGGAAUUGAGUCGAAUCGAACGAUUCCGUGGACCAAAAGAGCGUUCAUAUACACAGUGCAAAGCUAAUUUGGAGGCAUUGAACAGCACAAAAGAUGGCCUUGAAAAUGAAUUACAUCAAGAGCUUAUGGCACAGCUAUCGACACAAGAUCAACGUGAAGUUGACACACUCAACGACGAAAUCCGUCGAUUGAACCAAGAGAACAAAGAAGCGUUCAGCGAACGUAUGCAAUUGGAAGUGAAGAAAAAUAAACUCGAUAAUUUGUUAACGAACAAUUUAUUCCGGCGCCGUGAUGAAUUGGUGCAAGCAUUGCAAGAAAUUUCCGUUGAAGAUCGAAAACGUAAAUUAACCAAUUGCAAUGCGGAUCGUGUUGAAGCCGAAAAACGUAUUGAAAAGGUCAACAAAGACUUACAAACGGUCGAAAAAAAGGUUCAAGAUGCGGUAAAAUCGCAAAAAAAUUUACAAAAAGAUUUGGAAAAAUGGACGCAAAAAGAAAAAGAGGCCAAGGAUAAAAUCGAUGAAGAUUCAAAGAAAUUUGAAAAAUGGGCAGCAAAAGAGAAUCUCCUUCGAUCGAAAAUUGACGAGUGCACCGAGAAGAUUGCUGGUCUUGGUGCACUGCCACAAGUCGAUCCAGCCUACACUCGAAUGUCAUUGAAAAAUCUAUUCAAAGAAUUGGAGAAGGCAAAUCAGCAUUUGAAAAGGUAUAUUCAUGUAAACAAGAAGGCAUUAGAUCAAUUUUUAAGUUUUUCCGAACAAAAAGAGAAAUUGUAUAAGCGUAAAGAGGAACUGGACGUUGCCGAUCAAAAAAUUCGUGAAUUGAUGCAAACGCUUGAAAUGCGCAAAGUUGAAGCAAUUCAAUUCACAUUCAAACAAGUGGCCAAAUAUUUUACCGCCGUUUUCAAGAAACUUGUACCGCAAGGAUGCGGUCAUUUGGUAUUGAAAACACGUGACAGUCAUGAAAACGAAGAAGAUCCAGAGGUGGCAAGCUCUGAUGAUUUUACCGGCAUCGGCAUUCGUGUUUCAUUCUUAUCCAGUUCGGAAGCUGAAAUGAGAGAAAUGAACCAAUUGUCUGGCGGUCAAAAAUCAUUGGUUGCUCUUGCACUCAUUUUCUCAAUUCAAAAAUGCGAUCCAGCACCAUUCUAUCUGUUCGACGAAAUCGAUCAAGCUUUGGAUGCGCAACAUCGUAAGGCAGUUGCUGAUAUGAUUCAUGAGCUCAGCGAAAAUGCACAAUUUAUUACGACAACUUUCCGACCUGAACUACUUGAGCACGCAAACAAGUUUUAUGGUGUUCGUUUCCGGAACAAAGUAUCACACGUUGACUGUGUUACAAGAGAAGUGGCCAGAGAUUUCGUUGAAGAUGACACAACUCACGGUUAAUACAAUAAUACAUGAACACCAUCAUCACUAUUUAACUUUUCUAGAAAAUUGUUAUGGUAUAAGAUAGCGUAUAUUAGUUUAUAAUGAAUUUGUAAUUCGAAACAAAAAGAAAUAAAUUUUCCGAUAAUCAUGUGGAUUUUAAAUUUUAA
This is a messenger RNA of Contarinia nasturtii (swede midge), 3918 nucleotides long. RefSeq names its product structural maintenance of chromosomes protein 3 (gene SMC3). The coding region runs from base 164 to 3769 and encodes 1201 amino acids. The record is from RefSeq and is a predicted model, not a curated record. Gene Ontology annotation, cellular component: chromosome. The transcript is spliced from 8 exons. Gene Ontology annotation, biological process: mitotic sister chromatid cohesion. Lineage: Eukaryota; Metazoa; Arthropoda; Insecta; Diptera; Cecidomyiidae. Gene Ontology annotation, molecular function: double-stranded DNA binding; protein binding; cohesin loader activity.